Messenger RNA from Symbiodinium sp. CCMP2456, 954 nucleotides. NCBI's taxonomy places the organism in Eukaryota, Dinophyceae, Suessiales, Symbiodiniaceae. The record is from the annotation of a GenBank genome assembly.
AUGGUGAACGUCCUUUGGGGUAUUGCUGCAAUGACACUGGAUGGGCCCGGAUGCACCGCAGCAGAGGUCCUUGCGAAGUUCAGAGAAGCAAUGAAGCUCGAGGACUGGUCAGAGGCCAGCUUCAAGCAGACCGUUGACCUUUACCGCCUAGUACCCGUGACUGAUCACAUCAGUGGACUGGCAGACCAGGAGCAGCUUCUUGUACACAUACCGGGCUCACGCAUCACCUGCGAGGCCAUAGAGGACGUGUAUCGGCAACUGGAAGAAGCGGAGCUCCGCUACGAGCGGACUCGUGAGGCCGUUGCAGCCCUGGGCGAGGCCAUAGAGUCGCAGGAGGCGCCGGCAUCAGUGGAGAGCGGAAGGGUGCCGGAUGAUCUUCAUCUCCGACAGGAGAAUGCUAACCUCAGGAAGCAGCUUGAGGUUCUCGAGUACGGGCGACGCAUGAGUGAGCAGCGAGCACAACUCAGCGAGGAGAGCCAAGCCCAGCUCAUGCGAGAGGUCUCGCAAUACCGCCAAGAGGUUACACCUCGACGGCCUGCUGGCCCGGCUGUGCGGCAGGUUGCAGGUGCACCAUUUGGCCCUGUGCCAACUUUACACUUCUCUUCCGGCACAGUCGCGCCUGCUCCUCCAUUGUCCAACUGCAUGGCGAGUUCCCAGCCAGGGAGUAACCCGGUGACUCCUCGCACGACGCAGCUGAGGAUUCAGACCAGAACACAGGCGAGAGGGGCAGCGGCCAGUCCAGUUCCUGCCUUCGGCCAGGCUCGAGUGGCCUACGGCUACAUGAGUGCAAUGGACAGGAUCCCCCGUGAACCCCUCAGUGCCGCUGCACCGCCCCAGGUGCCCAUGAACUCAGUGGGCGUCACAGCGGCGGCUGCAGCCGCAGCGGCUGGCCGAAGCACACCCACAGCAAAGGUUAAGGUCAGCCCCGUCCGGAUCUCCGGCCUGAGGGGCUGA